GGGACCGCCAGGACUGGGGCACCGGCAGGAGCGCGAUGGCCCGGAAGAUGAGCGUGGACCAGCUGGAGGACCAGCUGCAGUGCCCCAUCUGCCUGGAGCUCUUCAAGGAGCCCCUGAUGAUGCAGUGCGGCCACUCCCUGUGCAAGUCCUGCAUGCUGCUGGCCACCUCGGGCGACCUGGCGCGGCCGUUCCUCUGCCCCGUGUGCCGGACGCCUGUGGACUGCAGCAGCUCCCCGCACAACGUCGACCUGGACCGCAUCAUCCGUCUGCUGGUGCGCAACGCGGACAGCCCCGAUCCGAACGAGGAGACCUGCCCCCUCCACCGCGACACCCUCAAGCACUUCUGCGAGCAAGACCGGGAGGUGAUCUGCGGGUCCUGCUGCAUUUUUGGCGACCACCAGCACCACAAGGUCGUCCCCGUUCCCACCGUCUACAGCCAGAUGAAGGAGGAGCUCUCCGUGCUGAUGACCAAGAUGCAGCUCCAGGAGCGGGGGCUGGAGGAGCACGUCAGCAAGCUGGGAAACAACAGGACACGCAUCAUGAACGAGUCGGAUGUCUUCAAAUGGGUGAUCCGGAAGCAGUUCCAGGACCUGCACAGGUACAUCGACGAAGAGAUGGCCAGGUUCGUGGAGUGGAUCGAAAGGGACACCGCUCAACUUGUCGCCUCCAUCGAGGUCCAGGUGAAGCAGACGGCCGACACCCUGCAGAAGCUGAAGGAGCUGGAGAGCUACCUGCACAAACUCAGCGAUGAAGGCCAGCUGGGUUUCAUCCGGAAAUACGGAUCUCUUCCAUCCAGGUCUGAGCUCCUGCGGCAGCACCCGGCCGGAGGCCUCUUCAGCCCCGCCGUCUCCUUUAAGACGGGCUUCCACCAAGACGACGUCAAGAUGAUGGUGUGGAAGCGUCUGCUACGCAAGGUCCUCCCAGCUCCAGAGGCGCUGACGCUGGACCCCGCGAGCGCCCACCCCGUGCUGCAGCUGUCCAAGGGCAACACGGUGGUGCAGUGCGGCCUGCACUUCCAGCGGCGGGACAGCAACCCCGACCGCAACCCGGACCGCUUUGACUACAGCCCCUGCGUGUUGGCCCAGCAGGGCUUCUCCUGGGGGAAGCACUACUGGGAGGUGAUCGUGGGCCCCAAGAGCCACUGGCGCCUGGGCCUGGCCAAGGGCACGGUCAGCCGCAAGGGCAAGCUCAGCAAGGGCCCCGAGCACGGCGUGUGGCUCGUGGGCCUCAAGGAGGGCAAGGUCUACGAGGCCUUCAGCAGCCCCCGCGUGGCGCUGCCGCUGUCGGCCCAGCCCCGGCGCGUCGGGGUCUUCCUGCACUACGAGAAGGGCGAGCUGACCUUCUACAACGCCGACAGCCCGGACGAGCUGGUGCCCAUCUACACCUUCCAGGCCGAGUUCCAGGGCAAGCUGUACCCCAUCCUGGACAUGUGCUGGCACGAGCGGGGCACCAACACCUUGCCCCUGAUACUGCCCACGCCCACCAUGCAGCAGGCCGAAGAGGAGGGCGGGGCGAGCCAGGAGCCCACCAAGUUAUAGUGGGGAGGAGUUCCCCUGGCUGACUGUCCCGCAGCUCCCCACGGCUGUUCACGGGGCCCACAGGUGCAGGCCC
This is a messenger RNA of Elgaria multicarinata webbii, 1611 nucleotides long. RefSeq names its product tripartite motif containing 50 (gene TRIM50). Gene Ontology annotation, cellular component: cytoplasm. The transcript is spliced from 6 exons. The record is from RefSeq and is a predicted model, not a curated record. Gene Ontology annotation, molecular function: protein binding; ubiquitin protein ligase activity; zinc ion binding. Bases 36 to 1538 code for a protein of 500 amino acids. Lineage: Eukaryota; Metazoa; Chordata; Lepidosauria; Squamata; Anguidae. Gene Ontology annotation, biological process: protein ubiquitination.